This is a messenger RNA of Asterias rubens (European starfish), 2317 nucleotides long. RefSeq lists its product as uncharacterized. Gene Ontology annotation, molecular function: protein binding. Gene Ontology annotation, biological process: intracellular signal transduction. Lineage: Eukaryota; Metazoa; Echinodermata; Asteroidea; Forcipulatida; Asteriidae. The transcript is spliced from 4 exons. Bases 257 to 1624 code for a protein of 455 amino acids. The record is from RefSeq and is a predicted model, not a curated record.
UACGCGUGCCUGUAAUUUAUUCUUCCACUGUAGCUGUGUGUAUACCAGCAUCUCCUUUGUGUUGAAGCUAAAAGCAGAUGUGCAAAAUGUAUUCUCACGGUUGUGGAUCAAAAUCAGUAUGACGUGAAUAAGAAGAAAACACGAUCAAGGGGGAGCAUCCACUUGAUACAAAAGGCCAGUCUCAUGUGCAAUACUAAGUAAUAGAUGUUCAUCUUCGUAAAUUUUCUUCACUCUUCGCCGGUUUCGCAACCCAACGAUGGGAACUUCUUCAUCAAAAGGACGUAAAAAAGCUCCCUACAAAUGCAAAAAGGAGCUCCCUUCCCGUUUCUGGGUGCCCUAUCCCCCGGAGCCCGGUGGUACAAACUCCAACCAGUUUGGCCGGGUGGUCAAGGCAGUGGACUUGACCAGUGUGCUCCGACCGUGCGGUAAUUUCAGCCAUUUACCGGCGGUCAGAUGGUGGGCGCAUUGUGAGUUUCUACCCUAUGAAGACUCCAAGUUGCUAAGUUGUAUUGCUUUGUAUGAUAUGGGAGGUCAGAGACUGCCACCACAUCUACCCCCAUGCACUACAAAUGGUAUCAUCAAUGUCUGGAACUUGGGAAAAGAAAACAGAGGUUGUAAGACCGAGAUACACAGGAAGAGCAGUCUUCGACAGCCUCAUUGUCAGAUGACGCCUGAUGGAGACUUUGUCUGUUACAUCGAGUCUAAUGGUAUCAUCAUGAGAAAUAUCAACGAUGUACAACGAUAUUACAGAAGAGAAGCCUUCUUUAGGUAUGGCAUCUAUCACUUCUGUUCCAUGUCACCUGAUGAGCUUUUCAUUGCUACCAUUACUAGACAGCGUCACUGCUUCCAGCUCUACGUCUUCUCAACCCAGUACUUCUACUCCUAUAAGGAGUCAAAUUGCCAUGAGAUCUUCCCGCAGUUUCUCAGCGAUAAACCCGGCCUCGCCCACGAGCAUAUCGAGUGUCGUUUCUCACCAGACAGCCAGUUUAUCGCGGUCAGUAGUUCCUUUGGUCAGCUUUUCGUGGCGAGGAAGUGUGGACUGACUCUAUAUCGAGGCAUCCUCCCUGGAGUGUGUGGGGAUACUGCAAGCCUAGCCAAUGCUCGCAUGUUUGAUUUUGACCCUAGGUUUGGGCAUGAGGUCAUGGCAGUCUGCUGCCUGGACCACGUCCUCAAAGUCUGCAAUCUGGAGACAGAGAAUCACAUUUGGAAAUUGUGCUUGCCAGACAGUCUUGGGAUUCCAGAUAGUUUGAAGUACAAUCAAGAUGGGAGUAUUCUGGCCGUGGCAGGGUCGGAAGCCAAGAUUGGACUGUUCCACUCUAGAAACGGGGAUCCUAUAACUACCUUAGAUGGGGCAGACCAGUGUAUACACUUCUCAAUGAAACGUCAACAGGCUUCGGGUUGCUAUCCAACAGUCUUGCGUCUCUCCUUUACCCAUAAUGCAUCACACCUUGCUGCGGCAUCCACAGAUGGGUUUGUGCGAAUCUGGCGACUCCCGCAGACUUUAAACUUGCAAAGCCUCUGUCGUCUUAAAAUCCUACGCCAUGUUCCGCUGAAUAAAGUAGCCAAACUACCACUACCACAAAAGCUGCGAGAUUACAUUCUUUGCAGCCCUAUGUGGACUUAAGUUAUGAAAUUACAUUCUUUGCAGCCCUAUGUGGACUUAAGUUAUGAAAUCGAGUACUGAAAUCUUGCCAAAGAAAUAUUUAUUGACAGUGAAAAGAUAAAACAUGAGACUCUCUCCUAAAGUAGAUGUGCCUUUUUUUGUUUCACGUUACUUUGCUGAUAAUACCAUGAUCUGAUAUCAUGCUUGUAAAAUGCUAAAAUAUUUGUGUCAAGUUGGGGGAAACCUACAUUUCAACAUAUUUAUUGUAACUUAAUAUUUAAAAAUGUGACCAAUCCAAUUUACUUUUUCUUCUGAUUAAAAAUAACUCCAGACCAUUGCUGCAAAAUGGAAAUUAAGUCCAUUUUAAUUAAGUGCAAUCCAUGAAAUAACUAUUAUUUAUAUCUCGAUGCUGAGAAAAAUUGUGGUAACAUUCUGAAGAAAAAAAUCUCUCCUGUAAAAUAGAUUAGUUGUAAGAAAAAGUACGACCAACAAACAAUCUUUUUUGUUUCCUUUACUCAUUUCCAAUUGUGUGCAUUACGCAGUGCAUAAAUACACAUUCGCUUAUGGGAAUGAAAGAUGGUGUUUUUUAUGCUAACUUUUGGUGAAUUAAAUAACGAUUGCACAGCUUCGAUGUAAUCACUCUGUGCUUUUAUACAAUCUGCAAAAAAAAGGAGAAAGAAAAAAAGAAAAUAAAUCAUCAUUAAAAAGACAAGA